This is a messenger RNA of Exophiala oligosperma, 1047 nucleotides long. RefSeq lists its product as uncharacterized. Lineage: Eukaryota; Fungi; Ascomycota; Eurotiomycetes; Chaetothyriales; Herpotrichiellaceae. The record is from RefSeq and is a predicted model, not a curated record. Gene Ontology annotation, biological process: transmembrane transport; carbohydrate transport. The transcript is spliced from 2 exons. The coding region runs from base 1 to 999 and encodes 332 amino acids. Gene Ontology annotation, molecular function: carbohydrate:proton symporter activity. Gene Ontology annotation, cellular component: membrane.
AUGCAGGGUGCCUCCCACAACAUUGCGAGCUUCAUCUUGGCCCGUUUUUUUGUCGGUGCCUGCAUCGCCAUGGCUUCCUUACCAGCACCAGUGUUGGUCGCCGAGAUUGCGUAUCCAACCCAGAGGGGGAAGGUUACCAGCUUGUAUCAAAUGUUAUACUAUGCGGGAGCGAUAGCAUCGAGUUGGAUCACGUUUGGAACCUUCCACAUGCAGGGUUCGACCUGGAGCUGGCGCAUCCCCUCCGUUCUCCAAGCCACAUUCCCCCUGAUCCAGCUAAUUGGCCUCUUCUUUACUCCGGAGUCUCCUCGCUGGCAGAUUUCCAAAGGCAAGCUGGGCGAAGCACGAAACUUUCUAAUAAGGUAUCACGGCGGCGGCGAAGCAGGGCACCCCCUAGUGGAAUUUGAGAUGCAGGAGAUGGUGGGCCGAAUUCAGUCCGAGGAGGAGCUCGCAGGCACUGGAUGGUCCUCGCUGUGGAUGACAAAAGCCGACAAGAAGAGAUUGGCAAUUGUCGCAUUCACCGUAGUCAUUGCUCAGUGGUCGGGAAAUGGAAUCAUUACUUACUACCUGGCCUUGGUCCUGGAUUCCAUCGACGUCACCAGCUCAUUCACCAAAACGUUGAUCAGCGGCAUUUUGCAAAUCUUCAACUUUUUUGCAGCGAUGCUGGGAUCCCUCAUGGUGGACCGAGUGGGUCGUCGGAAGCUGUGGCUGUACUCGACCAUUGGUAUGUUGGUCAGCUACAUCGUCUACAUUGUCCUUCUCACCAUCAUGGUGAUUGUGGUGUAUCUGUUCUAUGCUGAGACCAAGGGACAUUCACUGGAGGAGAUUGCAGACAUCUUUGAGGGUCCCGGUAUUGUUGCGGCCGCUCGCGACGCUCCUCAUAUAUUACUAUCCCCGGGAAACAGUCUCCCAAGGAGCUUACAGAGGUCACUACGGUUGAACAUGUUCAGCAAUGAAAAUCUGGUAAGGGAUAUAAAAGAGGCAAGACGAAAGGACUACUGAAAUUGAUGUAGUCUUUCAUCUGUCAGGGGAGAUGGAUGGAGAACGUUC